AUGGCAUUGCAAAAGCAGCUGGAACAGCUCGAACAAAAACGCGAAGUAGGAGGAGUCGAUAGUUUGAAUCCAAUCAUAGAGAGAUAUUUCGCGAUCGGAGACAAAUUUUAUUCGGGCGAUACGGCCGCGGUUAGUAAUACGAAUGGUUCUCAUGGAGACGACGGUACUACAAAUACCCGCGAUCAGCAAAUACGAUUACGCCGAAUCGAGAUCCCGAAAUUCGACGGAGACAUCGGAAAGUGGAUCCAAUUCAAGAGGAGUUUCAUGACGCUGGUGGACGCGCGCACCGACAUGUCGGAUUUAGAAAAACAUAUAUACUUCCGUGAAGCUCUUACCGGUAGAGCGCUUCAGACGAUCGCGACAUAUGCACCGACCGGGCAGAAUUAUAAGAACGCGUGGGAAAUUUUAUUGAAAACCUUCGACCGGCAACGCAUGCUCUUGGCACGGGCCAUUGACGCCUUCAUAGACACUCCACGGCCGAAAAACAUGUCAAUAGAAGAGAUGACACGGCUUGCGGGUGACUUGCGGGCCAAUGCAGAUACUAUCACUUCUUUCAAUAUACCACACGCACUGAUGGUCCGCCUCGGCGAACGCAUUCUACCCCGCGACCUUCGACAAGAAUGGGACAAACAGUUAGAUGCGGAUAAUUAUCCGACUAUGAAUCAGCUUUGCGACUUUGUAAACGAAUACACACUCCGUAGCGUCGCGUCGUCGAAUACUCCAUCGACAUCGGGAAACGAGCCUCACGCAAAACGUAGACAUACUGAUACGAUGACUUUACGGCCACUAAAGCGACAGGAGACACAUAUAACGCGUACAUUUCUUACUCGGACCUUAACUAAUUGCCUUCUUUGCAAACGAGAUAAACAUCUUUUUACCAAUGCCCCCGGUACCAUGACCUGA
This is a messenger RNA of Polistes dominula (European paper wasp), 903 nucleotides long. RefSeq lists its product as uncharacterized. NCBI's taxonomy places the organism in Eukaryota, Metazoa, Arthropoda, Insecta, Hymenoptera, Vespidae. The record is from RefSeq and is a predicted model, not a curated record.